Messenger RNA from Cyprinus carpio (common carp), 3349 nucleotides. Its product is annotated as oxidation resistance protein 1A. Lineage: Eukaryota; Metazoa; Chordata; Actinopteri; Cypriniformes; Cyprinidae. The record is from RefSeq and is a predicted model, not a curated record. Gene Ontology annotation, biological process: response to oxidative stress; regulation of transcription by RNA polymerase II. Gene Ontology annotation, cellular component: nucleus.
AAAUAAAAGUCACCCUGCAGAUAAAGUUGAUAUAGCUGCUUAGCCAUACUAUACUGAAACAAAUGUAGAUAUAUAAAUUCAAAUAUAUAUAGAGAGAGGGCUUUUCAGUCGGUGCAUUUUACAACGACAUUUCGAUUAAAACUGUGAAUUUAAGAGAAAGUUCGAGUUUAAUCGUGCGGUCUUGUUCUGUUAUCUAAUGGCUGGUGACAGAUUCACUGCAGCGGCAUCAAAACACACGACAGAGCAUCAUGCGGAGCGUCCCGAUCAGCUGGUCGUUAUAUCCGAUCAUUAAAGACCGAGGUUUUCUGUAGAGUGAAGUGAAUGCUGAAGAGGAUGGUGAGAAGAAGGAGGAAGAUUUCCAGAUGCCGACACAGCAGUGGGCAGUCGUUCCAUCACUGAUUCUUGCACUGGAAGGGUAAACAUUUUCGACUGGCCAUUUUUCAGUCUCAGCAGUCAAACCUCAUGGACCACAGAGCUCAGAGAAACAAGAGCAGAGCCAGCUACUUUGGAAAUGUUAAGAACAGAUUGGGAUCAAAGCUGCCGGCUGGAAUUUCGCAGCCUCCAGGCUUCAUUACUGCUCAGUGUUCCAUUGGCACUCAGGUUGCACUGGGAAAGAGUGUUGGGCAGGAGUGCGUCAAAGGACAUCACCAAAUCCGGAACCCCAAACUGAGACAGUACUAUCUAAAGGAGGCUGCGUUUCCUGCUAAAGAUCCAACAACGAAGACUUUGGAGUCAUGCGGGAACAAUGAACAUGGAUUACCCAAGAACAAGGCCUCAACUUCUACGGAGACGGCUUCUGACCUGCGUUCUAGACAAGAGCAUAGCCUCGAUCCUGCGCUCGACGUUGGUGUUGUGGGAACCGCGACUCUUGUGUCUCCUUCCACAGAUGCAGAAUAUGACAAGCUGACAGAUGUGGAGGCGGUUCCUUUACCUGAUGGAAAUGUAUGUCUAUUGGCUCUCCCGUCUGAAUGCUCUCAGGGAGAGGGGCCAGCUGGUUUGUCUUGCCUCAAACUAUUCUCUCGUUACAUCACAGACAGAAAGGGUGUGGUCGCUGGAAUAUUGCUGGUGACGUCCAAUAAGAUCUUCUUUGACCCUCAGAAGUCUCAACCACUUGUUCAGGAGAAUGGCUGUGAAGAAUAUGUAUUCUCCUGCUCUGUGGAUGAUCUUACCUCAGUGUCCUUCUACACGGACAUCUCUCACAUUCACUUCAACAAGACAUACAGAUGUAACAGUUGUAAGCCAUCAAAGAGCAAAAAAGAGCACAAGAAAACCCAUCAGUCAGUAUUAGAGGCCGUUCUUGCUCCCAAGUCCUCUGUUUCACAUGAUCCGACACCAACUCCAGCUGCAAAUCCUGAGGAAGAGGAUGAGGAAGGUGGAGAGGCAGGGGACAUGGCCGAAACUGAGAGACAGCUGACUUUGGAGUCGGAGCAAUCAUAUUUGGAAAGACAAUUGUUAGGUACUUGUGCUGCUACAUCUAGUAGUGGUGUAAACGGAUCUCUGAUGUUUGUGAGAAUUCGACAGAAGCUUCAGCAUGCAAAGAAAAAGGCUUUCUCUAAACCUAAAAUCCCCUCCAGGGAUGCCUGGUUCACCAUGCAGCAGGAAAGGUCAGACGAGCUUCACGCUUACCUGAGCCAGCAUCGGCCGGACCUGUGCAUUCUGGAGGGAGGAGAAGGGGACGAAGCAGAUGAAGAGGAUUUUGUGCUUCUGGAUGAGGAGGAGCAGGAGGAGCAGGAGGAGGAGGAGGGGUCUCCACGAGAAGGCCAGGCUGGGGAGGACUGGGAGGUCAGUCAUUUACUAAAUAUGGUGUCAGUGGAGGAGAGUGCACCGAAAGCGUCUGUCUCUACUGAACCAGAAGGUUUGAGUCACAUUCUGAACCAGAGUGUCAUCCUGGAUGCCCAACAAGUCAGAGAGAUCUCAAAAGAGCUGCCUCCACGUACAGUCGGACACACGUGGCAGCUGUCCUACAGCACGGACAAACACGGGGCCAGUCUCAAGACCCUUUACAGGAAACUCAGCACCACAGACUCGCCUGUGCUGAUUCUCAUCAAGGAUCACAACCAGCAGGUUUUUGGGAGCUUCCUCUCACAUCCGUUGCAUCCUAGUGAAGCAUUUUAUGGUACUGGAGAGACCUUUCUGUUCCUGUCUCAUCCACGUUUUAAGUGUUUCCGUUGGACUGGAGAAAACUCGUUUUUUAUCAAAGGAGAUUUGGACUCUUUUGCCAUUGGAGGAGGAAGUGGUCACUUUGGUUUGUGGGUGGACGAGAGGUUGUUCUUGGGCAGAAGCAGCCCCUGUUUCACCUUUAAUAACUGCAGCCUGUCUGAGACCAACGACUUCACAAUUCUGGAGUUGGAAGCCUGGACAUUCGGCUGACACUACAAGCAUUCAAAAUAAUCUAAAACAUCAUGAUUUAGUGGAAAUAUGGCCAUUAACAGAUAAACCAAUUCUCCAGUUUACUGACAACUGAAAAUCAAAGGAAAGAGACACUGCAAACUCUGAACGCUGAAUAAUCUGCUUGAAGGGAAUGAAAGCUCACCUAACAUCUUUACCAUCAUGAUGAAAAAAAUCUGUUUCGUCUUGUGAUUAAGAUGCAUUUGGGUCCAAUUCAUUAUUUGAAUGUGUGCACUUCAUCGUACAAGAAAUAAUAUCUUUAGGUGAGUUCUGGGACAAAAUGGAGGACUCUGUCCAAAUAACAUUAUCUGAGCAGUACGUGUUUGUACUGGUGAGGUUGUUUGUGGAUCCUGCAUUGUUACUGCAGCUCUGGUUACAGCUUGAAUAUUACUGUGAUGAGGGAUUUUUUUUUUUUAUCUGUUACUUUAGGAUUCAACAAAAAUAAGCAACGCCCUGACUAAAUAGCACUGAUUAAAGCCUCGCCCGCUGUUAUUUAGCACAGCAUCAGCUAUAAACACUGGUUUAGGCAUUAGUUUAAACCCACAGCUGUACUUUUACACAUGGAAAAUGUUUCUCAUCACUCAAGCCAAUACAAAACCAAGACUGAAAUGACUUUGGGUUGAAUACCACACACAUAAAACUUCACACAAACCCCUGAGUUGCAUGUUUCAAGUCUUGAGAGGCUUUGGGUCCAACAAACCUUUCUUAGACAUCCACAAAAAGUCCUAAGUACCUGUGUGGAUGCAUUCCUAGCCUGUAGGAAAACCUUCUUUCUGUAAAUAACUCUUACAUUGGUAAUGACACCAGUUCACCAAGUUAUCUGUACAAAAAAUGAUUCUAAAAAUGUCAAAAAUUAUAGUCCAACAAAACAAUGCAAUAUUUAUAUAUGUGAAAAUGCAGUCACUCGAUGCUGAAAGUGUUCAUUAACUCAUUACCUAAUAAAACAUCAGAUUAACAACAA